Molecule: messenger RNA, 1140 nt
Organism: Didymodactylos carnosus
Lineage: Eukaryota; Metazoa; Rotifera; Eurotatoria; Philodinida; Philodinidae
Source: the annotation of a GenBank genome assembly
AUGUCUCCUUCUGAUAUUAUCGUCAAUUUUCUAUUAUUCUUACUAUUUAUUUGUGCAUUGAAUAUUUACUUUGAACCGAAGUCUAUUUAUGAUCAAUCUUCAACGAAACAGUUUCCAUUAACAUGCACUUGUCGAAAUCAUUUAAAUCAAACCGUUGAUUGGUUUAUUAUUUAUAAACUCCCUCGUUUAGGGUCAUCUGAAAAUAUUUUCAUUAAAAAUGGUAUUGGUUAUAUGUACUUGGACUCAUCAUCACCGUUAAAUCAAUGGCAUCUUUCAACAGAGAGUAUAACAUCAAAUUUAUCCAUCGUUGGUCUUACACUUCAAACACUUUAUGAUAAUUUUUCAUCAUCCGCUUAUAUUUACUAUAAUGAUCAACCACCAAAUCGACCGUUUACAGUUAGUUAUGGACAUUCAAAAGGCGUUUUGGCAUUUGAUGAUCAAACAGGAUUUUGGCUUAUUCAUACUGUACCACAUUUUCCACAAAUAUACAAUGACGGUUAUAUCUAUCCCGAUACAGGUCGUAUGUAUGGUCAGACAAUGUUUUGUAUCACUUUAAAUACGACUACACCUCGUAACACUAUCGAAGAAAUAAGUGAACAAUUUUUUUACACUCAUCCAUUAGUGUACGACUAUCGUUUACCAACUCAAUUUGCUACAAAAUAUCAUAAUUUAACAUUAGUUACGUUAAAUAAAUCUCAUGUCACACAGGAACCGUAUUAUAGAAUUAAAUCAUUAGAAACCAUUAAUCCUCAAUUAGAAAUAUUAUCUUUUGCUAAAUAUGGACUAAUGAAAAUUGAUAUUAUCAGUGAAUUAAUUGCACCAAAACUACAAACAAAUUUGUAUAGUGAAACAUGGUCAAAUGGAAAUCCAAAUAUACCAUCAAACUGUACGGACAUAUAUCAUACAGAAAAUAUUCAAAAAUUAUCAUUUUUUAAUAAAUACAAUUUUACUGUUCAUUCUGAUCAUUCAAAGUGGGUUAUUGGUCAAGAUGUUAAGUUGAAACCAUGGCUAUGUAUAGGUGAUAUGAAUCGACAAUAUGAACAAAAAUUAAGACAUGGUGGAUUUGCAUGUUUCUAUAAUAGUGACAUUCAACAAAGAUUUUUAGAAUUGAUACAAGGAGCAGAAAAAUGUCCAAUUUGA